Saccostrea echinata is the source of this 412-nucleotide messenger RNA. RefSeq lists its product as uncharacterized. Bases 1 to 411 code for a protein of 136 amino acids. Lineage: Eukaryota; Metazoa; Mollusca; Bivalvia; Ostreida; Ostreidae. The transcript has 3 exons. The record is from RefSeq and is a predicted model, not a curated record.
AUGAAUUCGAUCGUGUUUGGAAUACUUGUGCUUUCACUUCCAACUGUGUUCUCCUUCCUUUUUGGAGAUGGAUGUACAAUUCUUCCAGAAGGAUUUAUACCUGAUGGAGAGCAUCGUGAAUACCAAACUCCGGAUGGAUGUAAAAAUGGUACCAUAGACUGGAACUACCCAAAGGAGUACAUCAUAGUUAAUUUUAAGAAGGAAAGUCAUGAUAAGUUUUCUGUUUGCAUUGGCGAAAAUAUAGGUGGCCAUAUGUUCACUCUUUAUGAUAUCACAGGACAAAGACGGCAUACUAUUCCAGAAGGGACGUGGCCAUGUAUCAAUUCUCAACAUGGGAGUGUCUCAAUCGAAAUUCAUGCUCCAAAAAUGCAGACAUAUAUGGGAGCAGUUGAUUAUUCUAUUCAAAUGUAGU